GUCCGCCGCUUCAGGUCCCUUGUUCGGGCGCCAAUUGCGGGAAGAAAUCCCAUCAGAGUUCCAGACCCGAGCGGACGGAGGAAGAAAUGCAGCCGACUCAAUAUGAGUGAUAAAGCAUACUUCAACUUUAUUGCCCGAGAUAGCGUGCAUUUAUACCAGAUACCAUAAUUAUGCAUACUUGUCUCUAUCUAAUAGGCUAAGCACUAAAAGGUUACAUUUACUUACUCCACCUACUUGGGUUUAGCUAGCUAUGCGCAUCCCGCAUUCUUCUGACUCUUAUCUCUUCAAGGAUAUCUUGACCCUGCCUUAGUUAGUACUUUUCCGUUCCCCCCUUUCCCACGGCCUAAUAGACAAGCUAACUAAGGCCUACUUAUGUCAACUAAAAUGGGCUCUGCUCGUACAGUUGCUUGGUGGACUCAUGUCCGUGCUCCUUGAGCCAAUCCCCGACAAAUCACCACCCUGUUUGGUUCGGCAGCCUGAACCCCCUCCUGAAGGGAGAGCGGGUGGAAUUUCCCACCCAGGAGGGAAUGAUUUGCUGGAGGGGAAAAGCAGUUUGGCAACUGCACCCCCCUCAGCACCUUCAGCAAAUCAGACCAGUUCUCUCCAUCGCACCUGGGAACCGUGAGCAGCGGGAGCUGCAGCGGGACCCGUGUGGGAGCAGGUCCGGUGCUGCCGGGGCCAGUGGGAGAUGGUUGCAGCCGGCUCCAAAGCCGGUGUGAGCAGCCAGCGCCUGCCAAAGCUGCGCCAGUCAGGGCAGCCGCGCUCCCCGCUGCAGACCCGUUGGGUGAGAGAGGCAGGAAGAAGCAGGGAAGGCUAGAAGGAAGCGCAUCGGCGCGUGCAGCCCGGUGUCCCCAUGUGGGGACAUGGCAGGGGUGAGCCCCAGCCUGGGGAAACCCCUCCCGCUCAGGAGACAGUGGGGUGGGGGCAGCUCCCUGAAGCCCCUGCCCACUGCAGAGCCCCUGGCAGGGCCUGGAGGGGGGUGGGGGGAUGGCUGUGUGCAGCCCCUGUGUGACACGGUCCGGGGUCACAGUGGGACAGCCACACGUCACAGUGGUGACAGCCCCCCUUUCCCUGUCGUGACCAGCAUCUGCCCCACUCACCCCGGUGAGGCCGAGUUGACUCCAGGCGCUGGGAGCUGCUCUCGCCACCGCUCUGCUCUGGAGUAGCUGCUCUGCAGUGAGGAGGAGAAGGCGGAGAGAGGGAGCACGACAGCACCAAGGAGGGUGAAGGUGGAGAAGGAGAAGGAGGAGGAGGAGGCUUUUUGCAGGAAGCAGUAAAGCCAUCGUCCAGCCACUUGCUGCAGUUGUUGACUGGAAGCAAGAGGGGAAUUAAGAUGGCAAGACAGCUCUUCUUGCAGCCUCAUCUGAGCCCGACCAUGGAGAAGCUUGAGCGUUAUGAGCUCGCUAAGAUUUGGGCCAGCACAUCGUAUCACCUCAGCCUGCAGCUGGCUCUUCACCAGGCUGUCCGCAUUCCCGGAAUCGGGACUUUUGCGGUUGUCAGAAAGCGAGUAGCCCUCGGUGAGCAGGAUCUGGUGAUUGUGGAGCGGCCCGUGUUUCAACUUGAACAGGCUGUUGCGCGGGACCAUGAGCUCCGCUGUGGUUGCAUAGACUUUCCUGGUAAGCAGCGUGAAAGCGGCGCUGGCCCUUGAGCGGGGAGGAGAGGGGUGCUCUGCUGUCCAGAGGUGACUGAGGGGAGUACCAACCACCCACCGCGGUCCUGCCAAGAGCUUCCCUCGACAAAACCAGCCUGCUGCGAAAGGACCCUGCCGAGCUGUUUGUUUCAAAGAAUCACCAGAGGACAAUACAGCUAAGAGCGCACUCUCUUUGUCCUGCUUCAACGACAGGUUCACUCACAGCUUCCUUGGUGUGGUGUCUUCUGGUUCCAUGACGCUUCAACUCUUGCUCCCCCUUUCUGCUGCACUAGACCUCACCCAGGCAAAUGCCAGGGCUCUUCCCAGCUCCCUCAGCCUCCCUGCAAGGAGGAAAAGCAGGGGAAACCCAGGGGGGAAAGACGGUUCCUUCCAAAAGCCACUGACUGCAACGCCUGCGCUUUCUAGUCACUGCUGCCUUUGGGGCAGCUGUUGUGGGACCCCGGGGAGCACCAAGAGCUUGGGGCUGUGUUUGGGGUGCGUUUCUCUCUAAAGACAAAGACGGCACCGAGUGUGGGCUCCAAUGGGCUGGCACCCUCCAGCUUGCCCUGGGACCUGGCGCCUAUCUCCCCACGGCUUGUCCCGCAGUCCCUCUUCUUCCCACCAAGUGCCUAAGACUCUUUGUUUCCCUUUCUGUAUCAGAGGAGCCACAGCGGUCUGCUCCGCACCUCACUGUCCACUUUAAGAGGAAGGGACAAGCCGAGCGUCUCCUCAGAGGCGCUGGCCCAGCCAGACAGCCCAGUACCAA
Messenger RNA from Columba livia (rock pigeon), 2396 nucleotides. Its product is annotated as coiled-coil domain-containing protein 81-like. Bases 1334 to 1648 code for a protein of 104 amino acids. The transcript is spliced from 3 exons. The record is from RefSeq and is a predicted model, not a curated record. Lineage: Eukaryota; Metazoa; Chordata; Aves; Columbiformes; Columbidae. Gene Ontology annotation, cellular component: centrosome.